Molecule: messenger RNA, 4927 nt
Organism: Lytechinus pictus (painted urchin)
Lineage: Eukaryota; Metazoa; Echinodermata; Echinoidea; Temnopleuroida; Toxopneustidae
Exons: 1
Coding region: 1077-2774 (565 amino acids)
Source: RefSeq, a predicted model, not a curated record
AAAGCGUAAUUAGCCCAAAAAACUUGAGGUUUUUAAUACGCAAAUCUAUUUGGGGAUAUAUUUUGACAAAUAUUCAGAAAAUGGAAUCAUAUAUCGCCCGUUUUCCUUUCUUUGUGGUUUCGUUUCUCUUUGUUUCUCUUAGUCAUGAAAAGUUUUGGGGUCCAUGGCCCUCAAGCCAAUGAUUUGUAAUUUAUUCAAUAUGCUUAAUGGACGAUGAAGGUUAGGUCAGUAGGUAGGCAGAAAUAAAACAAAAAUACGGAACAUAUGGAAAUAUAUAAUCUUUAUACAGCGCUUCAUACAUCAGAACGUCGUAUAUAGGCAAGGUUGCUUAGGUGGUGCGUUACAGAUAGGUGAAAUCAUUGGCGGAGGGAGAAGUGGGACGGUAUAUGACAAUAUGAUGAUGGAAGAUGAAUUUAUAUUUGUUAUGGAAAAUGGUGUAAAAGAGAAAGAGGCAGUGAGGGUGAGCAGAUAUUGAAGAGCGGGGAAGGAGAGAAAGAGAAAGAGAGAGAGCUAAAGAGAGAAAGGGGAAGAUAGAGUAGAUAGGGGGCAGGGAUAUUGAUGCGAGAUAGUAUAUGAAAAAGGGAAAGAUACAGAGAGAUGGGAGGAAGGAGGCCUGAAACUGUUUGAUGACUCACGAUCACGUCCUCCUCCGUUCGGGAAGGCGAGCGACGGCCUGUUCUGUGCCUCACAAAUGACAUAGGUGCACUACACCGCAAACGAGCCAACCAGCACGCCAACAAAACCAGGCAACCAGCCAGCAAAUCACAACCGAGGAAGGACUGCGAUCCCUUCAAGCUCUCUACUUAAAGAGUCGUUGGUAACUAGUCACUGUGAGAUGGACGUUUUGCGUUGGACACACUCUUGAUUCAUUUCUGCGUUGUUUGAUUUGACGCAGGGGAAGGAUGACGAAUGCUCUUAGUGAUUUAUAUCUUGGUAGAUACAGUUUGUACCAUCAAUGUCUAGUGAUACGAUGACUUAUUGAAUUUUAAUAACAGAGCUAUCCAGCCUGGAGUUGAUCAUCUGGCGGUAUUUGCUUUCUUUGGGAGAACACUUAUUCGUUUGGAGGGUAUAUCUAGAUGGGGAUCAUUACUUGCCAUACUCAUGACGGCGGUGCAAUGGAUAGCUUAAAUAUAAUACUGUGUUUGGUGUGUCUGAUUGUUAAACUUGCAUCUGUGUCGGCCCAGGAAGUGGCAUACAUGAUAGCUUCCGAGGAGGUCAAUGUACAACGAGGCGAUACGGCGGUCCUUCCCUGUGUUCUUGAUCCGACGCAGAAUGCCUUCGUCAUCUGGCGCCGUCUGGACCCACUCAUUGACCUUAGUCUGGGUGUCAUGUUGGACAGCAAUCUAGAUCCUGGUUUGAAAGAGAGAGUUAGGAUCGUCGCCAAUCGACAAGCAGGGGAAUACAAUCUCGAAAUCAUGGACGUUCGGGUGAGCGACGAAAGUUCAUAUAAGUGUGACGUUAUUUUCGGUUUGAUGACAUCGAGGACAGUCAGCACAUCGGUGCGAUUGAAUGUGUAUGUUCCACCAGAAGAAGGGUUUCCGCUAUGUGACGUCAAUCCGGCGAUACCGUUAAAGAAGGGAAAGGUGGUGACGAUGUCAUGUUCAACAAGAGGUGGACAUCCACCCUCCAAGGUUACAUGGUACCGUGGAAGAAACCCUGUCACUACUGCAGCUGAAAACGAACAACAGCUUCGAUGGAGACUGACAGACAGUGAUUAUGGCGUUCAGUUUACCUGCAUCGAGACGCAUCCAGCUCUACCUGGUGUCAGGGAAUGUAGCGUGGUGCCCCUUCCUUUCCGUCUUUCCGUUGAUCUCAUUCCUUCGAUCGCUGAGGUGGACGCUGGUGGAGAGACGUCUUUCACCUGUCAGGGUCGCGGACCUACCGAUGCUCCUCUCAAUUUCAAGUGGGAAGUGAAUAACCAGGGAAUCGCACCCAGAGGCAAAUGGGCGAUUUCUGGGGGCAACGGUCAAAUCUUGUCCGUCUCCAAUGUGACUACCUUUGAUAAUCAAUCAAGCAUUAUAUGCACCGUCACGGCUGGCCCGGGACAAUCUGUUAAGACUUACGCAGUACUUGUGGUUAAUGGUAAACCUAUCAGGAGAACGUCCACUUCAUCGAGAGGUAAAUCGUGGAAUCAUCCUUCAACGCGUCAUCCUAUGCUAAGGAACAAGAAUGACCAACAAGAGAGAUCGAGUCUAACCACGUCAAAUUCAAUCAGUAGAAGACUUGUCAUUAUCAUAUCAUUCGGGGCAGUCAUGUUUGGUGUGCUUGUCGGUGCCACAGUCGCAAUCGUAAGUAUCUAUCGGAGUCGCAAGGUAGCCGGGACGCAGUCAAAACCGAAGUCUUUCAAGAGCUCGUUUAAGACCGGGUCUACGAAGAGUUCACGGCAAAUUGGAAAGCGGAACCGCGGGUUCAACAACAGAGGAAGUCGUAUAUGGCGGGAUUCCAGGAGAAUCACCUUCAACGACACUCAGAUUACUUUCGCAGACCCGAUUCUAGAUUACGACGAGCCACCGGCCGAAACGACGUCGACGGACCCUGACGAUAGUUACCUCGGCCUUUGUCCCGACAGUCUGUCGUCGUCGAAAUACGAAGAUCUACAUAGCCAUGUUAUGAACUCGUUAAGCUUCGACCGUUUCUACAACGAAGCGCCGUCGGUUCCGGAACUGGAAUACGAGGAUGUUAUAGCGGAUCGGAAUUGGUCAACGAGAAGCUACCCAGUGAAUAUAAACCAAUGCGAUGAAAGUAUAUACCUCAAUAGGACAUCAGUUCCCUGAUACUGGAAAUCGUGUUGGUAAUUACUAUGUUUAGGAACAAUGGAUGUCCAUUGAUUUAUGGCGACUAUAGACCUCAUCUGAACUACCAUGUGUGAGUUUUUACGUAUUAUGGGAAGGUAAAUACGUGAAAGAUAAAGAUUACUGCUUUAGGUUUUCUCCAUGGAGCUGAUGGAUACUGUCCGAAGGAAACUUUCGCCAACAAAUUCGAAUACCUUCAAAUUUAUCAUUAACAGAAGUAUUCAAUUCUUGUUGUUCUUGUUUUGUAGGAGUGCUGUGCACUCUUGAUGAUGUUGAUCAGUUUUGAUGUGUGUCAAAGAUAUAAUCACGAAUUCGCAAUUAUAUUUCUGAGACAUGUAACUUAUAAGAUGACUUCAAUUUUACAAUAAUGAGCGUUGUUGUAUAUGUUCAGGAAAAAAGUCAUUAAAAAUGAAUUACAUUCGAUUAAGUCUCUAUGAUAUACAGGCCAGUCACGUUACGGUAAUAUACGAAUGCAGAUAAUUUGCCAUCGCUUAUGUCGCAAUGUCUGAUCGUUUAAAUUUUCAUUUCGCAAAUUACUGUCAAUUCUGGUAUUUCCGCUCAGAAAAAAGAGUUAGAAAAGAAGAAAGAAAGGUUUUGAUUUGUGUAGGUAGGUCUCAUACAAUACCUGCGCCCUGUGGCAUCACAUGAAUAAUCACUUAUACAGCGCGUCCCCCCAAAAAUGUCCCUCUGAUAUGCGGCUAAAUUGCUUCAAAAAAUGAAUAUUAUUCUCAAUAAAAUGUAUGACACUAGGAAGCUCAUCUCAUGUUCUAACUUCUAUAAAAAUUUCAUUGGUCUCGCUUCAGUGGUUUUGGCUACACUGUCUAUUAUGUAACAGUGGUGUUUUUCAGCCCAUUCCAAGUUUGCGUGCAUGCAGCACUUCUGUGUGUUCUGCACUUUCUAGCAUUUCAACCCACUUUGACCAUUUUGACCAAGGAAUUCCCUGAUCUGACCAGGGAAAUCUCCAUGAUCUGACCAGGCUCAUCAAAUCACAACCUUGAGCAUGUUCAGAAGGGCAAAACCAAUAUUUGACAGUUUAUUUCAUGUUGAUAACGGGAGAUGCACAAUGAUUAAGACAACGGGUCAUGUCUGUUUCAUGCCUAAUACUGCAUUUUUUGUUUUUAUUACUUGUUUUCGUUAAUAAGCCACUGUGGUCAAGUUAAUUCAAUGUAACUUUUUAAAAGAAAAAAAGUCAAAUAUUUCUCUGGUAAAGUUCCUUUUGGCAAAGGGUGAUUAACUUGUGGAUUCCCCUUUAUUUUUCGGCUUAUUUUACUCAUCCAUCAUUCACAUUUUCUUCAAGUUGGUGCACUGAUUCCCCUAAUCAAUCAUCAAACAAAAUUAAUUUCUUUAUGUUUCUUAUCCUUCUGAACAUGCCCAAGUUUAUGAUAUGAUGAGCCUGGAUAUGAUUAGGGAAAUGUCCCUGCUCAGAUCCUGGAUGUAAAAUGGGGGUUAAAAUGCCAUAGACAAUGCAGAUAUGCAUCAAUGCUGCAAACUUGGAAUGGGCUAAAAUGCACCACUGUUACGUAACAGAGUGUGUAUUCAAAACCGCUGAAGUGCGACCAAUGAAAUUUUCAUAGAAGUCAGAUCAUGAAAUAAGCUUUCUACUCAUGAACAUUUAAUAAUACUACCACAUUUAAGAAUUAAUUCAGUCCUAUGUCAGAGGGACGUUUUUUGGGACGCGCUGUAAGUAUAUUAACACCACUAUAAAUCCAUGGAAAACCAGGUACAACAAAAAAAUACAAUUGAUUGUAUAUAAUAAUCACAUGUCUUCAUGCUAAAGCCCAAGAAUAAUCAUAUGAUGAAGAUCAUGAUCGAAUAUAGUUUUAACAUUAUUUUUAACAAUAUUUAAAUCAAUAUCACUUUAUCAAUCAUAAAUGGAAAUUCAAAUUUAUGCAUGUAGUUAUGGUCAAUACACUUCAUCAAUGUUAGAUGCACAAAUAUUUGAUUUUUUAUACUGUGUGUAUAUAAAUUCCUACUGAUUUCCUUCUUAAUGUUGGAUUGUACUAUGCGAACAUAAAUGGACAUCUAGUCUGCAGAAGCGGGUAUCCGAGAUACAAAUGGUUCUAAUGCAAAGAUUGAAGAGAAUACUAAAGAUUCUGGUCAAGAUGUAUUACAUGCCAGCAUACUCUUUUCAAAAA